Molecule: messenger RNA, 2385 nt
Organism: Eufriesea mexicana
Lineage: Eukaryota; Metazoa; Arthropoda; Insecta; Hymenoptera; Apidae
Product: unconventional myosin-Ie
Exons: 12
Coding region: 1-2385 (794 amino acids)
Biological process (GO): endocytosis; actin filament organization
Cellular component (GO): cytoplasm; myosin complex; actin cytoskeleton
Molecular function (GO): ATP binding; microfilament motor activity; actin filament binding
Source: RefSeq, a predicted model, not a curated record
AUGUGUCCUAAAAUUCAAGCAAGAUUUGAAUUUUGUGCCAUUUGUGCGGAAGAAUACGUAGCGGAAAAUAUAAAAUGGACUCCGAUAGAGUACUUUAAUAACGCGGUUGUCGUCGAACUUUUGGAAGGUAAACGACCACCAGGAUUGUUUUUGAUACUCGACGAUGUCUGUGCCACUCUUCAUGGUGGCAGCACUGGUGCGGAUGCAGAUUUGCAAAAGAAACUUGAAGUUGCGUCUGGUAAACACGAACACUUCGAAAGCACAACAGAAGGAUUUGCUAUAUACCAUUAUGCCGGAGUUGUCUCUUAUUCUGUUGAUGGAUUUUGUGAUAAAAAUCGCGAUGUGCUUUUCACAGACCUCGUGGAACUAAUGCAAACAAGCACUAAUUCUUUGGUCCACAAGUUAUAUUCGCAAGAAGUCCAAGCAAGCAAAACGAAAACGCUUAGAUCCAGACCCACUACUGCUGGUAACAAGAUAAGGAAUCAAGCGAGUCGAUUGGUUAAUCAAUUGAUGAAAUGUACACCACAUUACAUUAGAUGUAUAAAGCCAAAUGAGACAAAAAGACCUCGAGACUGGGAUUCAGUUAGAGUAAAGCAUCAGGUAGAAUAUUUAGGUUUGAAGGAAAAUAUCAGAGUACGUAGAGCUGGUUUCGCGUACAGAAGGCCGUUCAUCAAAUUUUUACAAAGGUAUGGAAUUCUCACGAAAGAAACCUGGCCACAAUGGUCAGGAGAUGGCAAACAGGGUGUCGAAUGGAUAUUAAGAAGCCUUCAUAUCGAUCGAUCUCAAUAUCAACUAGGAAAAACGAAAUUGUUUAUCAAAGCUCCCGAAAGUCUUUUCAUGUUGGAAGAAGCAAGAGAUCAGAAAUACAAUAUGUACGCUAGAGUAAUCCAAAAAGCGUUUAAGAAAUAUUUCGCUCGAAAGAGGCAGGAACAAGAAAAACAAGAAGCAGCUGAUUUGUUAUUUGGUCGUAAAGAACGUAGACGAGCUAGUUUAAACAGAAAUUUUAUGGGUGACUACAUUGGGUUAGAAGGCAAACGUCAAAUAUUAAACUUAAUUGGAAGAAAAGAAAAAGUUUUCUUUGCUGAGGUUGUAAAGAAAUAUGACAGAAGGUUUAAGAUGAGCAGAAGAAAUCUUAUUCUUACCAAUAAACAUUUAUAUCUUAUUGGUCAAGAAGAAAUGAAAAAGGAUUCAGAGAAAGGAAAACUGAUAGAUGUUAUAAAACGAAAACUUUCAUUCAAUCAAAUUAGUCAUAUAUCGUUAAGCCCUCUUCAGGAUGGCUUUCUCAUUAUCCAUGUAAGAGAAGACUAUGGUAGUUUACUCGAGUUAACGUUCAAAACAGAAUUCUUAAUUGCUCUUAGUAAAAGAUACGUCGAAGAAACUGGGCAUAUUUUGAACAUCAAAUUUAGUAACAUGAUAGAAUUUAAAGUUAAAAAAGAAGGAUGGGGAAGUGGAGGUACGAGACAAAUACACUUCACACAAAUUGAAUAUGGUAACAAAGAAAUUCUGAAGCCAAGUGGAAAAGUCCUGCACGUUUGGAUUGGUCCAGGAUUACCGUGUACUACCAAACCAAAUAUUACUAAAUCAACGCCACUAGGGAAUCAACAAUUCAACAUGAUGAAAAACACUCGUACUCGUUCACCAGCUAUUUUGCAGCCAGUUCCAAACAACCCGAUUCAGGCAAACCAUCGACCAAUUACAGAACGAAAUCAAAAUUCACAUUUGAAAAUUGAUCACACGCUAUCUUCCAAACCAACCACGAUAUCCGAGAGACCUAAGUUACAACCACCUGUAAUUCCAAAAAUGUCAACCGAUUCUUCGAGCACUUUACAUAUGUCUACGCAAGCAAAAGAGAAAACACAAGUAUCAAGACAGCCGAAAAAAAUAGAAAAAAAUUCUAUGCCUCUAAUGGGCAUGUUUACUAAUCCAAACGGCGUUCCACGUGGUCUACUGAAAUUUCCACCGCCUCCAACUGAACCACCACCACCGCACAUACCAUCUGUUCGGCCUGGCUUCAACUUUUCGACGAUUAAUGGCAACGAUUGUAUUAACGAUAAAAUUGUAAAAUAUAACAAGGAAAUGCAAACAGUUAAAGAAUGGAAUAUCGAAAAAGUAGUAAAUAAAGCUGAAGAUCAUACUCAUCAGGCUCGUCUCAUACCGAACAAUAAAACACUGCCAAAUAAUAAACCACGUCCACAGAAACCAGCACUGCCUAUUUUACCUAAAGCUAAAGCACUAUACGAUUAUAGUCCUCAAGAUCACGAUGAGAUAGCACUUAAAGAAGGUGAUAUUAUUGAAAUACUUAAAGAACACGAAGGUGGUUGGUGGCACGGCAGAUUAAAAGGGAAAGCAGGAUUGUUUCCUUCAAAUUACGUUGUUAAGUUAUAA